Messenger RNA from Ectocarpus sp. CCAP 1310/34, 439 nucleotides. Lineage: Eukaryota; Phaeophyceae; Ectocarpales; Ectocarpaceae. The record is from the annotation of a GenBank genome assembly.
CCCCCAAAUGGUACGCGCCAAUCUACAACACCCACAUCAAGGUCAUUUUAUGGAUAUCUACGGUAGAAGUCGACUGACAUUGUACCCCUUACAGUUCCUUCUCCGGGCUUACUCGUUGCUGCUGCCAUCCGUGAGUUCCACGAUAUCCGUAGCGAGUCUUCUGCGAUAUUUUGAAUUGCACAGCUCGUUCUACUCUCUGAGUUUCACGUACUGCAGGGUCUCCGCUGCACCUAUCAACGUCGCUCCUCCGAUCUGCCAAAAGGAAUCCAACUUGAACCCCCGGUUGGCGAUCAUACCCCUAGCCGCACAGGGGCCGUGCUGAACUUCAGAGCCCAAACUGCUCCAGCAAAGCCUUACGAAGCAAACGGUGGGAGUCAGAUAAACGGUGCAUGACACGACAACAACUACACCAGAAGAGCAACUGCACCGCUGUUUGCUC